Molecule: messenger RNA, 1305 nt
Organism: Aaosphaeria arxii CBS 175.79
Lineage: Eukaryota; Fungi; Ascomycota; Dothideomycetes; Pleosporales
Product: D-isomer specific 2-hydroxyacid dehydrogenase
Exons: 1
Coding region: 228-1181 (317 amino acids)
Molecular function (GO): NAD binding
Source: RefSeq, a predicted model, not a curated record
UCUUCAUCCAAUCUGCCACCAGACUACCAUUCAACCACUCAUUCUCGUUGCUCUGCCGUAUAACUAUCCCAUUCGUAUCCCGUCGUCAACCCCACCUUCAAACCCCGCCGACUGUCUCUUCUCCAUUGCCCCCCCUUUUCUUUAUUAUACUCCCUCUCCCCCGCCGUCCCAUGCCUCCUCCCUCUCACGCUCGUCUCCUCUCAAUUCUUUCACACGUAACUCCAAACAUGGCCCGCAAACUCCUCUACCCUACUUCCCUCGCCCUCGACACCCUCUCUCUCGAGGGAUUCUCUGUCGCCCUCCAGCCCUACGACGUCAAGAAGCCCAUCCCCGCUGAGCACUCUGACGCCGAGAUUCUCAUCACUUGGGCAAACUCAGCCGACAACCUCAAGGAUGCUGCACAGCGCUUGAACAACCUCAAAUGGAUCCAAUCCCUCGCCGCCGGUCCCAACGACGUCCUCAAUGCCGGCUUUGACACCAGCAAGGUCAAGGUGACAACGGGAUCAGGACUGCACGACCACACCGUUGCUGAGCACACCCUCGGCCUCCUCCUCGCCUCCGCACGCAAGUUCCACGAGAUGAGGGACUACCAAACACAAGGAAAAUGGCCCGGCCACCUCGGCGGCCCUCAACCCGACAGGCCGAAGGGCUCAUUCACAUCCCUCAGGGAUGCCAACGUCACUGUCUGGGGCUUCGGAAACAUCGCCAAGUGCCUGACACCCUCCCUCGUCGCGCUCGGUGCCAAUGUCACCGGUGUUGCCAGGAGCGCCGGCGUGCGAGAUGGAAUCCAGGUCGUCGGCGAGGACAAGCUUCCUGAGGUUCUCUCCAAGACCGACGCAUUGGUCAUGAUUCUCCCUGGCUCCGACUCCACAAACAAUGCACUCAAUGCCGAGAGGCUGAAGUUGCUGCCAAACCACGCCUGGGUUGUCAACGUCGGCCGCGGAACCGCCAUCGACGAGGACGCCCUUUUCAAUGCCCUCCAGAACAACGAGAUCGGCGGUGCCGCGCUCGACGUCUUCGUCAAGGAGCCCCUCCCCGCCGAGUCGAACCUGUGGAAGGCAUCCAAGAACCUCAUCCUGUCCCCCCACGCCGCUGGUGGCAGGCCGCAGGGCGCUGAGGGCCUCAUCGCAUACAACCUCCGAAGAUUCUUGGCUGGUCAGGAUCUGAGGAACAUUGUUUAGACAUUCGCAUGUUAAAAAGGAAUCGGUUUUGUAGAUAAUUACGCUUAUAUCAUGGUUGUUUGACGAUUUUCUUGUAUCUAUCUAGAUGACAUCAUAGAAACCAUAAAAUUCACGAGCAUUUUCA